Molecule: messenger RNA, 957 nt
Organism: Anisakis simplex (herring worm)
Lineage: Eukaryota; Metazoa; Nematoda; Chromadorea; Rhabditida; Anisakidae
Source: the annotation of a GenBank genome assembly
AUGCGACAUUCUUACGACGUAUUCCUUCGUAGAUAUCGCCGUACGAAUAUGACGAACAAAGAAUAUACAUAUCGAUUCGACAUCUUCAAGAAGAAUGUGGAAUUGAUCGCCCAACUAAAUGCAGCAGCACAAACUGCUACCAAUUCCACUUCGUCUACAGUUCGUUUCGGUGUAACUCAGUUUGCCGAUUGGAGCGAUGAUGAAUACGAAAAAUUCACGAAUGUUGAACAAGAGCUUACUCGGACGGAGAGGGGACUGUAUUCAAAAUCCAAAUAUUAUCCGUAUGGCCCGUGGAAACAUGUAAAAUGGCACCAUCAAGAUUAUCCGCAGAGUUGGGAUUGGCGUGAACACGACGUCGUAGGUCGAAUCAAAUCUCAAGCUUUCAAAUGUAAUUCUUGUUGGGCUUAUGCGGUGACCGGUGUAGUGGAAACAUUAUAUGCGAUCAAGUACGGUAAACAUAUUGAUAUAUCCGAAUAUGAAAUGCUCGAUUGUGAUACAACUAACAGCGGUUGCACAAGUGGAAGCACUAGACGUGCGAUGGGACGAGGUUUAUCGCAUGGAUUCGUUUACACGAAAAACUAUCCAAAAAUGCUCUACAGUCGAAACAGCUGUCCACCAGUCGGUGACGUGUUCGUCAAACAGCUUUAUGAGGUUUCGCCUGACGCAAAAACAAUCGCGUGGUUCACGUCCAAUUUCGGACCGGUUGCGCUCAAUGUAGCCAUUCCACACAACUAUAAAUUCUAUCAGGGAGGUAUUAUGCUAAAUUCAUAUGAAUGCUCAACGAUGCAAGCGAAUCAUGCAGCCGAAGUGGUCGGUUACGGUGUUCAGGACGGUAUCAAGUAUUGGAUCAUGAAAAACAGUUGGGGCGAGGGGUGGGGCGAAGGAGGAUAUUUUCGUAUUGAACGAGGCAAAAAUACAUGCCUUAUUGAAAGCUUCGCAACUUCAGCUGGAGUCUGA